Molecule: messenger RNA, 1788 nt
Organism: Scheffersomyces coipomensis
Lineage: Eukaryota; Fungi; Ascomycota; Pichiomycetes; Serinales; Debaryomycetaceae
Exons: 1
Coding region: 1-1788 (595 amino acids)
Molecular function (GO): ubiquitin binding
Source: RefSeq, a predicted model, not a curated record
AUGGAGCUGCCAAUCAAUAGUCAGGUAUACAUACCUAUACCACAUUAUCCACCGUUCAAGUUACGAUCGUCGCUCAUUGAUAAAGAUCCUGUGAUUUGGGUUCAUCUUUUGGAAGCAUAUAUUAAGUUAAUCAAGUACCUUUUACAGAAUGAUGUUAAGAUAUUAACCUUUAAAUCAUUUCAACAAUUGAUUAGGUUUUUGAAAGUAUAUCUUCAUGAGACUUCAUUAGAGUCAUCACGAAUCUUUUCCCUUGGUGCUAUUAACCCUGAUAUUAAGACAAAUACUUCAAUUUUAAGAACUUAUAUAUUUCAAUUUUUAAAGUCAUUUGGAAUAUUAAGAUUUAUUGAAGAUAAAGAUGAUGAUGGAGAAAUGAUUUGGAAUUUCGUAUCGAUAUACAUCAAGAACAAUGGAUCUGUUGUUAAAACUUUAUUAAAUUAUGAUUCAAUCAUUUCAAAGUUACAAAAUUAUCUUCAUUUUAAAAUUUUAAAUAAUGAAUUUUCAAACCUUGAUCAAGAAAUUUUCAUCAUGUUAUUAGAUCCUCAAUUAACUAAAGUUACAAAGUUCAGUAUUGAUAGUACUGAAGGUAUAAAGUCAUCAAGAGUGAAACCUAAAAAUAAUGUCAAUUCAUUCACUGCAUCAUUUGUUAAUUCUUAUUGGAUUAAGCUAUUGGAAAAUUUAUUCUCAACUAUUUAUAAAGAUAUAUCGAAGGAUUUAAUGAUUAUUUCGAUAUUAUCAAUCAAUAUAAAUCAAUUAACAACUUUAGUUAAAGAUCAAUUAUCCAUCAAUUCCAUACAGAGUUUAAAGAAUAAUCCAUUGUUUGGUUCCAUAUUAAUCUCCGAUCAAAUUUUAGACUAUUUCCCAAACUUAUCUCAAAAGUUACCCUUAUUAAAUAAUAUUAGGUUCAAGAGUGAAGAUCCAAAUGCUGAUGUUGAUGUCAAUGAAGAUGAUAUUUUCACACUUAUUGAUUUAUUCCCAAAGUUAAGUCAAGUAAGAGCUAAGUCAUUAUUAAUCGAUCAUGAUCAGAAUGUGGAAGCAUUGACUAAUUUAUUGUUGGAAGAUCCAUCGAUUAUUGAUAAAAAAGAGGAACCAAUCAAAAAGAAACCAUCUAAGCAACCUUCGACUGAUACGAUUACUCAUCGUUCAAAAUAUGAUGAUGAUAAAAUUUCAAAACUCGAUUUUUCAGAUACGACUGUUAUUGUAGGUAAGAAACAACGUAAGCUGGUGAAAUUAGAUAAGAAUAAUUUAUUAAUAUCUUCUUUGAAAUUGUUGUAUGAUGAAGAUGAAGAUGAACCAGAUGAUACUUAUGAUGAUCAAGAGAUCACUACUGGAAUUGAAUCCAGGUCUAAUACUCCAGCACCUCAACUGAAAGUUGAUGGUAAUGAAUUGUUCUUAUUCGGUAAGCUUAAAGCAAAAGGAGAACAAUUGUUCAAUAAAGCAACUAGAGGGAAACCUGAGAGACAAGAGCUUAAAACACGUACAAAAUGGACAGAUGAACAAAUUGAAGGUUGGUAUAAAGUAUUAUUAAGAUCUCCACAUCGAUUCAAGAUUUUGGAUGAUAUAUUCUUCUUUGAGAAUCCAAAUAAACCAGUCGCUAAUAUCAAGGUCAAUAUCAAUAAUGAUAACAAUAAUAAUCAACAGAAUAAUCAAACACCAGAACCUGGUAAUGCAACUCCUUCCAAACGUACGAAUGCUAGAAAUGAACAAAAUAAAGCUUCAAGAGCAAAUCAUCGUAGAAAAAACCAGCAUAAUAAAAAGACAGCCAUUGAAUUAAAAGGCCUACAAAAUUAG